Molecule: messenger RNA, 1368 nt
Organism: Akanthomyces muscarius
Lineage: Eukaryota; Fungi; Ascomycota; Sordariomycetes; Hypocreales; Cordycipitaceae
Exons: 3
Coding region: 1-1368 (455 amino acids)
Molecular function (GO): hydrolase activity
Source: RefSeq, a predicted model, not a curated record
AUGUUACUCAAACUCGUACCAUCAGGUACUUUGUGCCUGGCUUUCGCCGCUUUGGCGUGUGGCUUGAACAGCUCGGUCUACGAUCCACUAAGCCACCCCAUGUUCCAACUCUCUCCAGAUGAGGAAACGGCCUUUUUCUUGGAGAGUGUCCUCUCCUUUGUCGCGGGCGCUGGCGCUAGCACCGCAGAGGUCCUGCGAGUCGCCACACAGAUUGUGCCGGGCAGCGAGGAGAGUGUGCACGAUGCUUUCUAUGCCAUGGCGCAGUCCAUCCACGCGUUGGCAGAAAGCACUGAUCCCCGAGUUGAUCCUGCCGGAGCCCGCGAAAACUACUUUCACGCAUCGUCGUAUUACCGCGCCGCAGCCACCUUUCUCGUCGGUGACCAGGAAGAUCCACGCCUGAUUAGCCUGUGGGACAAGCAGAUUGCCGACUUUGACAAGGCUGCCCAUCUCUUGAAGCCUCCGGCGGAGCCAUUCAACGUCAAGGCCAAAAACUCAAGCAUUGGUGCCUACCGUGUUCCGGGAUAUUUUUUCAGAGCCAGCUCCAAUGAUUCGAAGAAGCUGCCCACAGUCCUUGUCACGACUGGAUACGACGGCGAUCAGCAGGGUGCCUAUCACGCCUUGUGCACCCAGGUGCUCCUGCGGGGCAUGAACUGCGUCGUCUACGAAGGGCCCGGACAGCCGUCGCCCCGUCGAUACCAGAAUCUAACCUUCAUUCCGGACUGGUGGACUGCCACGUCGCCUGUAGUUGAUCACAUCGUGUCUCGUCCGGACGUGGAUGCGAGCAAGAUUAUACUCCUUGGGUACUCGUUUGGUGGGACUCUGGCACCACUCGCGGCAGCCUACGAGCCGCGCAUAUCCGCAGUCGUUGCUAUCGACGGACUGUCUUCUCUUCAGCAAGAUUUGAAGGUCCAAUUUGGAUCUCUUACAGGACUUUUUGAGGCCGGCAAGGUUGACGAGUUCAACAAAUACCUCCUCGAUCUUUCCGGGAACAAAUCGGAACCAAUCAACAAACGUUACGUCAUUCAGCAGGGUCUAUACGCAUUCAACACCAAGUCGCCAUUUGACUGGUUCACACGUCUUGGGGCGAUUUCCAUCACACCUGCCAUUGUGGAAAGAAUGGGGCCUCGCCCCGUUUAUAUUGCGAAUGGACAGGAUGAUACAAGGCUACUGAACCAGUCCAACAUUGCAUAUGAUCAAUUCGUAAACGGACGACGAAAUGGAAAGGCUCUCACGUACUUUCAUGAGUUCCCGGUUCGUCUAGGCUCUGGCGAACACUGUUCGCUUGGUGCCGAAACUCAACUUUUCACAUCUGUCGUUGGGUGGCUGAGCAAGGUUUGGGGCGGUUAUAGAUUCUCCGACAACCAGUGA